This is a messenger RNA of Panicum hallii, 1953 nucleotides long. Its product is annotated as sorting and assembly machinery component 50 homolog A-like. Lineage: Eukaryota; Viridiplantae; Streptophyta; Magnoliopsida; Poales; Poaceae. The record is from RefSeq and is a predicted model, not a curated record. The transcript has 4 exons. The coding region runs from base 62 to 1657 and encodes 531 amino acids. Gene Ontology annotation, biological process: protein insertion into mitochondrial outer membrane. Gene Ontology annotation, cellular component: outer membrane; SAM complex.
CGCACGUCUUGCUAAACACGAAGAAGCGCCGCUCUCCCCCAGCUUCCCCCAAACCCCAACCAUGGCAGCCGCCGCCCAUCCCGCCGCCGACCAAAACCCUAAGCCUAGGGACGCCGAGCCCCACGUGCCCGCCGCCGAAACCGAGCCUGAGUUCGCGGAGGAGGAGUACGAAGAGGAUGGAGAGGAGGAGUACGAGGAUGAGGAUGAGGAGCUGGACGGGCCCGCGGCCGCGGCGGCGGAGCGGGAGCGGGUGCAGUCAGUGUUUAAGAGGCUUUCGUCGGACCCCGUGGCCAUUCGCGUCCACGACGUGGUCAUCAAGGGCAACACCAAAACGAGGGACGAGCUCAUCGAGGCGGAGGUCGCCGACCUGCUCCGCGCCGCCCCCACCGUGCAGGAGCUGCUCCGCGCCGCCAGCGUCGCCACCUCGCGGCUGCACAGGCUCGACGUCUUCGACGCCGUCAAGAUCACGCUCGACGCGGGGCCGCCCGAGCUGCCUGGCACCACCAACGUCGUCAUCGAGGUCGUCGAGGCCGCCAAUCCCCUCAGUGGUAGCGCCGGCGUCUACUCGAAGCCCGAGGCAAGAUCUUGGUCGUUGGAAGGGUCACUUAAGUUGAAGAAUUUGUUCGGCUAUGGUGACAUCUGGGAUGCAUCAGGUUCCUAUGGUUGGGACCAAACUACAGAGGUUGGAGUUGGUGUCUACCUACCAAGGUUUAAAUCAGUACCAACACCGUUGAUGGCCCGGGCAUCUUUGUCAUCACAAGAUUGGCUGAAGUUUUCAUCAUACAAGGAGCGUCUACUUGGGCUUUCAUUUGGUUUGCUUUCAACAAUGAACCAUGACUUGUGUUACAACCUUACAUGGCGUGCCUUAACUGAUCCGUCACGUACUUCAUCAAAGGCCAUAAGGAGGCAGUUAGGGCAUAACCUUCUUUCUGCACUGAAGUACACAUACAAGAUCGAUCAGAGGGAUUCACUUCUCAGGCCAACAAAAGGAUACGCAUUUCAGUCAACUUCUCAAGUUGGUGGUCUAUGGGAUAACAAGGGGUUGAAAUUUUUUCGGCAGGAGUUUGAUGUCCGUGGCGCUGUGCCUUUGGGAUUUUAUAAUGCUGCUCUAAAUGUUGGCGUAGGAGCGGGUGUCAUUUUACCACUUGGACGAGGGUUCAUGAAUUCAUCUUCACCUGUGCCUGAUAGGUUUUUCCUUGGAGGUCAUUCUUCUCCAGUUUGCAGCUUGAGUGGGCUGUCAUCCCUGCUGGGUUUUAGAACAAGAGGAGUUGGCCCCACAGAAGCACGGAGGCUUGUCCCCAGUGAAUCAGACAGUGAUUCUGCUGCCGCUCCAGGAAGGGAUUACUUGGGAGGUGAUCUGGCUGUGUCCGCCUUUGCUGACCUUUCUUUUGAUCUUCCUCUCAAGUUAUUCAGAGAUGCUGGAAUCCACGGUCAUGCAUUUCUCACCGCUGGGAACCUUGCGAAGUUGUCAGAGGGUGAGUACAAGAAUUUCUCAGUUUCUGAAUUUCAGCGCACAUUCAGGAGCUCUGCUGGUGUUGGCAUUAUUUUGCCUACUAAACUUUUCCGGGUGGAGGUGAACUAUUGUUACAUUCUAAAGCAAGCUGAGCAUGACAGUGGAAAGACCGGAAUCCAGUUCAGCUUCUCGUCACCCAUGUAGAAACCUGCCAUGAAAUGUUUUGCAGCCAAAGUAGCUUCUCUUUCCCCUGUAGACUUUGUGUUCGUCCAUUGUUCUUAUCUUACUGAAGCGAUUGCAAAACAAUCGUAGUCGCAUAUCGUCGGCUUUUCUUUUGACGUUUGUUGUUUGGCAUGAGGAGCCUGAGCUAGAUUUGCUCAUUCUUUUUGGUGUAUGCGAAGUUACUUCCCUAUUCUGACAUGAAGGAUUUGUCCUUCACAACUCAAAUACUGCAAUGGUGGAUAGAAUAAAAUUUUGGGCCAAGAAUGUUUACACCAGUU